Molecule: messenger RNA, 2154 nt
Organism: Rasamsonia emersonii CBS 393.64
Lineage: Eukaryota; Fungi; Ascomycota; Eurotiomycetes; Eurotiales; Trichocomaceae
Product: Tryptophan--tRNA ligase
Exons: 9
Coding region: 1-2154 (717 amino acids)
Biological process (GO): translation; mitochondrial tryptophanyl-tRNA aminoacylation
Cellular component (GO): mitochondrion; ribosome; mitochondrial matrix
Molecular function (GO): structural constituent of ribosome; ATP binding; tryptophan-tRNA ligase activity
Source: RefSeq, a predicted model, not a curated record
AUGCUCUCGCGCUCGUGCUUUCGUCCCAUUUGGGGGGCGAAACAACAGUUGAAAGUAUCGGGCCCGAAGAGUCUUCACUGUAUUGAGGAUGCUGACGAUUUCAGGUUUCCAUCUCUUCUCGAGCAAUUGCAACUUCCAGCCAAGAGACAACUUCUCCUAGUGCCGAGCCGCAGCCGCAUACUCGAAACGGAAGCAACGCAGUCGGAAAAUUUGCCAGUUAAGCCCUGGGCGGAACGCUUGAAUGACGUCGGCCAGAAAUUUCGUUUGCCCAGGAGUGUUCAGGCGAUCUAUUUGCGGCCUUUGCGUAGAAAGGCAGAAUACGGUUUGCCUGUCUGCGAUCUUCAGCUUCGUUCCUACAGUGUACGCAAUCUUGAGUUCUUCGCCGAUUUUGCGAUACGUGCAGCCUAUUAUCUCAAACUUCCCGUAUCCGGUCCCGUCCCUUUACCACGUAUUGUUGAACGCUGGACUGUAAUCCGAAGCAAUUUUGUCCACAAGAAGAGCCAAGAAAAUUUCGAGCGGAUAACAUUACGCCGUCUGAUACAGAUCAAGGAUGGACAUCCUGAUACGGUGCAGAUUUGGCUUGCAUUCCUAAGAAAGCACGCGUUCUACGGUGUUGGCAUGAAGGCAAAUGUUUGGGAAUUUGAAAGUCUCGAUGUUGGCAAGACAAUGGAUGCAACUGCAGAGGAUGUUGAGAAAACCCUUGAACCUUAUUUCUCACAAUUCGGUCAGCGCAAGGAUGCGAAGAUAGAGCGGUCAAUAUCCGAGCUUCUGAGGAGCGAACGGUUCUUGAAUAGUAAAAGUCCUCUAACUCAAAUUUCCAAGUGCCUCAAGACUAAAGAGGUCAGUCACAAAAGCAAAGUAGCGGAUGUGCACGUGAUGCUUGCUGCAGUAUUCCUCUGGCGCUAUGUUUUUGUCUACCUACCUAACCUAUUUCUGGCUAUUCCUGGCUCUCGUUCGGCGAUCACGAUGAUUGCUAACACCUUCAAGCCCCUGAUACGCUAUCUGCAGUGCCAAAAAACUGGAAUCGCUAGCAGCAAACCAAUUGCCGCUGUCUUCCUUCCUCUCCAGUCGCGGUUAUUCUGCUCGUCCCAAAGUACCAAAAGCUCGAGUCCACAACGUAUCAUCUUCUCUGGUAUUCAACCGACAGGAAUACCACACCUGGGAAAUUACUUGGGAGCACUACGUGAGUGGGUACGACUACAGGACUCUGCAACCGAGGGAAGCAAAUUGUUUUUCUCCGUUGUUGAUCUACACGCAUUGACAGUCCCUCAAGAGUCUACCCGUCUCCGUCAAUGGCGAAAAGAAACUUUUGCAACGCUCCUUGCCAUAGGUCUCGACCCCAGUCGGUCUACUAUUUUCUAUCAAUCUGCAGUGCCUGCACAUGCAGAGUUAAUGUGGAUUUUGAGUACAGUGGCUUCAAUGGGUUAUCUUUCGCGCAUGACUCAGUGGAAAAGUAAGCUUCAAUUACCUGAACACACCAGCCUGGAACAUUCAAGCGCAAAGUCCAAGCUGAGGCUGGGGCUUUUUUCUUAUCCCGUUCUCCAAGCGGCCGAUAUAUUAGUACACAGAGCUACUCAUGUUCCCGUUGGAGAUGAUCAAAAGCAACAUAUUGAAUUUACGCGGUAUACCGCGAAUAGCUUCAAUCACAUUUACGGUCCACUUUUCCCUGCUCCACAGGCUCUGAUCUUCUCGAACCCAGCUCCGGCCAGACGGGUAAUGUCCUUGAAAGAUCCAGUUCAAAAAAUGUCCAAAUCGGAUGUCGAACAACGCUCCAGAAUCCUGCUCACAGACUCGCCGGAAGACAUCCACAAGAAAAUAAAACUGGCACUCACAGAUUCGGAACCAGAUAUCAGCUAUGACCCAAUUCGUCGACCGGGUGUAUCGAAUCUGAUCGAAAUCUUGAGUCAUAUUGACUCUGAGAAGAGAUCCUGUGACGAAUUAGCCCGGGAAUUCAAAUCGGCCGGUAUCAAAGCUCUGAAAGAGCAUGUCGCCAAAACAUUGAGCGAUUAUUUGAGGGAUAUCCGAGAAAAGUACUCUGACAUCAUGGUAAAGGACGCCAGCUAUAUUGAUAGGAUUGCAGAUAUAGGAGCCCAAGAGGCCCGCGCGAAUGCCAAUAUUACUAUGCAGUCGGUGAAGUCUGCUUUGGGCUUAUAG